GUCGUGGCUCGCCUUCCGCCUUCCGUCAUUCCUACUACCCACUACGUAGCUUGGAUUUAACUCCCCCUUCCCACAAUCCGAUUUCCGAUUUCUCAUUGCUAAUCCGCUAAUCUUGCUCUUUAAAAAUCCUUAACUCCUCAGCUUCGAGAAGCUUCACCUUGUUACCGUGUUUGAUACUUACCUAGAUUAUUAUCUGGUUAAUCUGGUUAAUCCGGUUAUAUUUUUGGUCCUUGAUAUCAAACAUUGCGCGAAUACUCAAAUACGCAAAUAACUUCUCCCAUCCUGCAUACCAAGCAACAAUACCAGGCACUUGGGACUCUUCUCCCAAUCUCGCAGUCUCGUAAAGUCCGGCCGACUCCGAUCCACUACCCACUUACUUCGCUUUGACAUCAGCAGCUUCGUUCCCCCGCCUCUGCGCAACCAUAACCGUCUUUGUCGUCAUCUCGAGAAAAUAAAAAUUCAAUCCGCAUCCCCUUUCCAGCUCUUCCAGCUCCAUCCGUCAUCUAGUCUAGCAAUAGUCAGCAGCCAAGAUGUCUGCCCAGGAUCGUGUCCAGCACUAUGUUGCCCAGCUCGAUCGCGAGCUUUCUAAAUACCCUGCCCUCAACAACAUCGAGAAGCAGACCUCAGUGCCCAAGGUGUAUGCCGUCAUUGGUGUAGCUACGCUCUACUUCUUCUUUAUCGUCUUCAACCUUGGUGGUCAACUCUUGACCAACUUCGCCGGCUUUGUGGUCCCUGGCUACUACUCCCUAGCCGCUUUAUUCAGUCCUGGGAAGUCAGACGAUACUCAAUGGUUGACGUACUGGGUCGUCUUCGCCUUCUUCACCGUUCUUGAGAGCGCCUUAAGCGUUGUCUACUGGUUCCCCUUUUACUACACCUUCAAGUUCAUCUUCCUGCUCUGGCUCUCGCUGCCCGUGUUCAACGGCUCUCAAUUCAUCUUCCGAUCUUUCCUACAGCCAGCGCUUGGACGAUACUUCAACGAAUCUGGUUCAACUGCUGCUGGCCUGCGCGCCAAGGCCGACUCUUUUGGCAAGGACCAGUAAACUACUAGGUAGUCUAUCUGAUCUACCUGAUGAGGUCGCCGCUACGAGCAUGGAGAAUCAAAGGAGCAACUCGCACAUGUUCUAGCAAACAGAUAUUAUUUAACUGAGAGGACUAUGGCAUUCGUUAGCAAGAGUUCAUGGUCGGGGUAUACGCGACGCCCUUAUGAGGAACGACAGAAUUAUCCACGGAUAGUAACGAGGUGGUUGGAAAAGGACUUGUUUGCUAUUGCGGUGGAAUGUAUUAACUCCUUUCCAUCGGAGAAAUUGUUUCCCUAGGCAACUAUAGAAUUUAUCGAGUUUGUGCGUAUAGAGGUUGGUUAUGAAUUAUAAGGAUGGUGCUCUUCAUAUUGCUUUGACUUGUGAAUGGACUCUUGUCGCACUUCCAUGAUUAAGCAUGUAUUUCAAGCAUGUCGAAGUCUCAAAUACCUACUCUGUGCCUACUCGUGCUCAUCGUGUCCCAUUACUCAACUAACCAAUUAGAUUACCU
Molecule: messenger RNA, 1527 nt
Organism: Annulohypoxylon maeteangense
Lineage: Eukaryota; Fungi; Ascomycota; Sordariomycetes; Xylariales; Hypoxylaceae
Product: TB2/DP1, HVA22 family-domain-containing protein
Exons: 6
Coding region: 531-1040 (169 amino acids)
Source: RefSeq, a predicted model, not a curated record